AGAAUUACAAUCAAACUAUAAAAUGAUAAUAAUCUUUGGUCUAAACAACAUUUUGUUCAUUUGACAGUUGAGUGAUUGACUUAUUUCUUUUUAACUGAUCACAUAUCAGGUUUUUGACAAUAUAAUAGUGCAUCUGAUUUAUCUACUAUGUUGUUGUUGUUGUUGUUGUUGUUGUCUGAGAUGGUGAGAAAAAGACAAUCACUGGAUUAUGUGGUCUUUUAACUAAAUCACUCCGCGCUCCUCCUUGUUCUAUUCCUGUCUCUUAUAAGAGGUUUACUUGUACUUGAAUCCAAAUAGCCCUUCAACCACGGUACCAGAUUUCCUGUGUCUCCGGACUUUCUAGCUCUUUCGUGUGCUUGACCUUUUUUAGUCCACCAACCAAUUAUCAGAUUAAAGGAAAGAGAAACCUGCUUGUGCCUUCAACCCUGAGCAGGACUGAAAAACCACAUCAUCAGUACUCCCUGGUUCAUCCUUUUAGGAGAUGUGUGUGGUCGCGAGCGGCCAGAGGAAUGGCACCAAGGCCGGAGAGCCGUCGCUGUCAUCACACCAACCCCUUCAUCCUGCUGUAUGACUGACGACUGUUUCACUGUUGGGAGCUGUCAUCGCCUCAGGCCUCAGGGACGUGAUGCUUCGGGCUCAGGCCAGUUAGAGGGAGUUGUGUUCUGGCCUCUUUGAGGAUGUGAGGAUGCCAUCUUUGCACGCACGCUGAGAGAACCUGUUCGUGCUGGAAGUUCAUGGCCAAAUGUAGGGUUGCGGUGGCCGAUGAGAAGCAGUUUAGUGGCACAAUGUCGGCCACUCAGGGGAUGAACCACAGCGGCGUCUACAACUACUUCCUCAACAUGGUGGCCUAUCAGAUAUGCUGUUGCUGUGGACCGGCUCCCUGUUCGCUCUGCUGUGCCUUCUGUCCGCCGGUCAAAUCCUCCACCAGCACUCGGGUCAUGUACACACUCUUCCACAUCAUGAGCUGCGCCGUGUCCUGCCUCAUGCUGUCCCGCACCGUCUCUGAGCUCGUCAGGGAAAAUGUGCCUUUCUUUAACAUGGUGUGUGACCAGGCGCAUGGCGGAGGCCACUGUGAGAUGCUUGUGGGCUACUCGGCAGUGUACAGAGUCUGCUUUGGCACUUCCUGUUUCUACCUGAUGAUGGCGAUCUUCCUCAUAGACGUGAAAUCCAGUCAGGACUUCAGAGCGCUCAUACACAACGGUUUCUGGUUCCUGAAGUUCAUCACGCUGCUCGCGAUGUGCACUGCUGCCUUCUUCAUCCCAACAGAGUCCUUCCUGCAUGCGUGGCAUUAUGUUGGUGUGGUGGGAGGAUUUGCCUUCAUCCUCAUCCAACUCAUCCUCAUCACAGCUUUUGCACACACAUGGAACAAGAACUGGUUGACCGGAGCAGCAGAGAACAAGCGUUGGUAUCUGGCAGUGAUGUGCGCCACCCUCUUCUUCUACACUAUCGCCACCAUGGCCUUCACCUUCAUGUACAAGUACUACACACAUCCCAUCGCCUGCCACUUCAACAAGGCCCUGCUGUGGACCAACCUGGGACUCUGCGGCCUCAUGUCCUUCAUUGCAGUCACGCCGUGCGUGAAGCAGAAGCAGCCUCGGUCGGGACUCCUUCAAGCCUCCAUCAUCAGCUGUUACGUCAUGUACCUCACUUUCUCUGCACUUUCCAGCCGCCCGCCAGAGAAAGUGGUGUAUCAGGGCAUGAACAUGACCGUCUGUUACCCCAGUGUGGGACAAGAUGGCAUCCAGAAUGAAGGCAAUGCUGUGGCUAUAAUUGGAGCUGCCAUCAUGUACUGCUGUGUCCUCUUUGCAUGUAAUGAAGCUUCCUACCUGGCAGAAGUGUUCGGCCCGUUUUGGAUGAUCAAAGUUUACCGCUAUGAGUUCCAGAAAGCCACCUGCUGCUUCUGCUGCCCCGAGGAAGAGGAAGCUGAGGAGGAGUUUGUGAUCGACGACGAGAACAAAGGCUGCCAGAAGGUCAUUCACAAUGAGACCCAGAGAGUGGCUUACAGCUACUUCUUCUUCCAUUUUGUCUUCUUCUUGGCCUCGUUGUAUGUAAUGAUGACCCUAACUAACUGGUUCAGCUAUGAGUCAGCAGUGUUGGAGACCACCUUCACCCACGGCAGCUGGUCUACCUUCUGGGUGAAGAUGUCGUCCUGCUGGGCCUGUGUGAUCCUCUACCUCUGGCUGCUGCUGGGCCCUCUGUGCAGCUGUCAGUCUGAAUCCAGACCUCGCCGUUCACGCAUCAAACGCCGCUCAGCGUCUUCCCGUCACGUCACUGUUAGCGUCUGACACUCUCUGUGAGGGGCUGGGCAGGAUGGAGGCGGACAGGGCGCGAUGUGGACGAGAGGUCACAUGACUCCGAGCCUCCCUAUGGUGCCCUGUGGGAGGGGAUUUUCAGGAAUGGAGGUCACAGGGGUCAGGGGUCAAAGACUCACAGUGCUGUGAGAAGGACCAAUCAGAGGGCUCAAUGUUCAGUGUCCUGUUGAUAUGUGAAGAACUGGAUAAAGCCCUGACGUCAAAGGCUGGACACCAUGAAAUGAAACCACUAACAAGAACCAGACUGUGGUUUGGAAACACACUAACAGUAUGAAUUGCCAAAGGGAUCAGAAGAUGUGAAAUGUCACUCUGUAUAAUGUGGGAAUUACAGUAAGUAGGUGUAAAGAUGGGAUACAUUUAUGAAUUUAUACUAAUUUUAGUGUUAUUUUAAAUCUAUGGUUAUAUUUAGACUUUUAAUAUUAUAAAGGUAAGGAAUUAUAGAUAUUUGCUCGAAUAUAGCUACAGAGGCACACAUCCCAAUUAUGUUUUUUAUUCUGAAAAACCAACAAAUCCGCCCUAAACAACACAGUGUCGGUCCUCUAAUCUUAGACGGGCAAUCGAUGGUUGUGAUCAUGAAAACAUCUUUCUGAAAGUUGGAAACAGAACUGUGGGCCAACCGCAGCAACUGUGUGCGUUCAGUUAAACUUCUGAUGCAAGAGACUUCAGUAUCUCACAAGAACUGAACAGUACAGUUACAAUAAUCAAAGAAAUUCAAUAUUUAUCCAUUUGAAAUUUAAGCUUUUUUCUUCACUUUCCAUCUAAUUACCUUAUGACGCUACAUUUGAAAGAUCAGCUACUCAUCUUGCAAAUUCAGUUACCAACAAGCCUUAAAAAAUUGUUCAGCAGUUUGGGAAAUCUACUGCGCCUAGAGAGGAAUGAUUUCAGUACAAAAGUUCACGUAAAACCACAACUUAUUUUAUUCUGUUUGUUUACAGAUCAAACAAAGGAACUUUAGAGGUGCGGCUAGGCGUGUGCUUGAGCUUUGGCUAGCUGUAUCCCAUUUCCAGUCUUUUUGCGAAGCUAACUGACUCCCAGCUAUAGCCCAAUAGCAAAUGCACAGUAAUGAGAGUGGUGUCAAACUUCUCAACUCUGGUCAAAAACAGCAAAUAAGCACAUAUCCUGAAAUGUAAAACGAUUGCUUGAAUAAUUAUAAUCUUCAGUACAACUGCAGUGAGUUAGUCCAAAACUCGCUGCUGGAAUGGCAAUGAAUUGAAGUCACGCUGUAGUUACGUCGUAUAAUAGCAUUAACUUUAUUUCAUUUAGUGCUAACAGUCACAAACCAGAAAUUGUACAGACAGAACAAAUUUAAUUGCAUCCUGACAUUAAAUUAUGAACUUUGUCCUUUAUACCUGUCAAUGAGGCAGCUUUGGGGUUGGUUGUUAUGUCCAGCCAAAAGCCAAAGAAAGACAUGUAUUAAAAUAAACCCUGAAAUGUCCAGGAUUGUGGGAAUAACAGAUUCACUUUCAGUAUUUUCUCUGCAUCUUUUCACAGGAUUGCUUUUUAAAUGCUCAGUGACAGAAGGUCUGCCAGAGGCGACUGAGAGGCAGCUAAUCAGAAAUGUAUGAUGUUCUUCAAAGUUCAACGCUUUCACACAGAUUUCUUAAACUGGGGCAAAAGAUACUUUGCGUUUGACUUACAAAGAUGAACAAGUUGCAUGCUCGCAUUAUGUUGCUUUACAGUACAUCAUUCACUUCUAAAUUCAUUUAAAAUGUCCAGAUUGGAUUGAUUCUUGUUUACAUUUUGUUUUGCAUAUGUUACGCUAUUAAGCAAACUUAAAAAAAUUGAAACCAAGAGUGCUCAAAAAACAAAAAUAUUCUAAAACUGACUUCCAGAAGGGAUAGAAGCUCUCUGUCUCAUGCCUUCAGAUGAAGUAGUCGUGUCUGCAAGACGCUGAGGUGAACUGUGUUGUGACUCUAAAGUAGCUCCCCCAUGUUGAUGUUGGUGUGUGGAAACCUGGGACUGGUUUCUAGAUCUGUCCCCUCUACUGAAGGGACACCGAGCCGAGUGUCUGUGAUGACUCCCCACAGUUAAUGAGCAGUAAUCUGGCUCUGUCAAGGAAUAUAUAUGUAUAUAGUUAUAUUAUCUGCAGUUUCAUGUAGUGUUUCCUUUGUUGUAGAUGUGAAGCUUGUUUUGUAAAUACAUUGUUUUCUUACAAAC
Dicentrarchus labrax (European seabass) is the source of this 4469-nucleotide messenger RNA. RefSeq names its product serine incorporator 4 (gene serinc4). The transcript has 12 exons. The record is from RefSeq and is a predicted model, not a curated record. Gene Ontology annotation, cellular component: membrane. Bases 735 to 2285 code for a protein of 516 amino acids. Lineage: Eukaryota; Metazoa; Chordata; Actinopteri; Moronidae.